AUGUGUAUUGGUGUUCCAAGACACAUAGGAAACAGAAGGUGUAGUGGUGUUCCAAGGUACAUAGGAAACAGAAUGUGUAGUGGUGUUCCAAGGUACAUAGGAAACAGAAUGUGUAGUGGUGUUCCAAGACAAACAGGAAAUAGAAUGUGUAGUGGUGUUCCAAGGUACAUAGGAAACAGAAGGUGUAGUGGUGGUCCAAGGUACAUAGGAAACAGAAUGUGUAGUGGUGUUCCAAGACAAACAGGAAACAGAAUGUGUAGUGGUGUUCCAAGACACAUAGGAAACAGAAUGUGUAGUGGUGUUCCAAGACACAUAGGAAACAGAAGGGGAUGUGGUGUUCCAAGGUACAUAGGAAAAAGAAGGUGUAGUGAUAUUCCAAGGUACAUAGGAAACAGAAGGUGUAUUGGUGUUCCAAGACACAAAGGAAACAGAAGGUGUAGUGGUGUUCCAAGACACAUAGGAAACAGAAGGUGUAGUGAUGUUCCAAGACACAAAGGAAUCAGAAGGUGUUUUGGUGUUCCAAGACACAUAGGAAACAGAAGAUGUAGUGAUGAUCCAAGACAAACAGGAAACAGAAGGUGUAGUGGUGUUCCAGGACACAUAGGAAAUAGAAGGUGUAGUGAUGUUCCAAAACAAACAGGAAACAGAAGGUGUAGUGGUGUCCCAAGACACAUAGGAAACAACAGAAGGUGUAGUGGUGUUCCAAGACAAACAGGAAACAAAAGGUUUAGUGGUGUUCCAAGACACAUAGGAAACAGAAGGUGUAGUGGUGUUCCAAGAAACAUAGGAAACAGAAGGUUUAGUGGUAUUCCAAGGUACAUAGGAAACAGAAUGUGUGUUGGUGUUCCAAGACACAUAGGAAACAGAAUGUGUAGUGGUGUUCCAAGACACAUAGGAAACAGAAGGUUUAUUGGUGUUCAAAGGUACAUAGGAAACAGAAGGUGUAGUGGUGUUCCAAGAAACAUAGGAAACAGAAGGUUUAGUGGUAUUCCAAGGUACAUAGGAAACAGAAUGUGUAUUGGUGUUCCAAGACACAUAGGAAACAGAAGGUGUAGUGGUUUUCCAAGACACAUAGGAAACAGAAUGUGUAUUGGUGUUCCAAGACACAUAGGAAAAAGAAGGCUUUUCAGUCCUAUUUUCAGGACUUCGGAUGAUUUUUUCCAUUUCCCUUUAUGA
This is a messenger RNA of Ylistrum balloti, 1176 nucleotides long. Its product is annotated as myosin light chain kinase, smooth muscle-like. NCBI's taxonomy places the organism in Eukaryota, Metazoa, Mollusca, Bivalvia, Pectinida, Pectinidae. Bases 1 to 1176 code for a protein of 391 amino acids. The transcript has a single exon. The record is from RefSeq and is a predicted model, not a curated record.